AGUGGUGGGGAGCCCGAAAGUAUUGGAGCAAUUGAGGAACUCUUCUCAGUUCGACGACAGUAAAAUAAGGAGUCGGAUAGAAGUUAAGCUGGUCUAACGUAUUUCAAUCAAUUUAUCUACGUUUUAAGAUUAUUUAUUCAGUAAAAUUUAUUUUAAUGAGUCUCAGUAACAUUAUUAACGUAAUUUUCGACGUUAUCAGAAUAAGAUUGCUAGAAGAUUUAUAAAUUGAUUUUUGCAGUUUUUGUGUGUGUCUGAAAACAGUGAAACGAAUGUUGUGACUUGACCACGAUAUUGAUAUUUUAUAUUAUUUAUUUAUAAAGAAUUAAAAACAUUAAAAUUUAAAAAUGAUGAUGGAUUAUUUUGUCACGAAUAGUUCAUUGGCACCUGCACCUAUGGGUAUUCAAAGUACUGCAGGUGCUAUCCCUGUUAAAAAUGAUAAAGGAGAAUUGUCCAUGAAGAAAGUAAAAGUGCAUCGGUAUAUAUCAGGAAAACGCCCGGAUUAUGCUCCAACAGCUAGCUCUGACGAGGAAUCUGAAGAGGAAGAUUUUCACUAUAAAUGUGCCACCAAGGCUAGUGCUGGUGAUGACGGGGAACAUAUUGAUGCUGAAACAUGUCAUCCAAUGUCUAGUAAUAAAGAAGAUCCACAAGAAGUGGAAGUCGAAAUACGGGCUGAACCAAUCGAAAGAUCGAGAAAAAAAAUUAAAUUAGAAAGCUCCGAUUCGUCAGGAGACGAAGAAUUACCUGACUCAGAAAUCGAAAGACGACGAGACGCUCUGAAGCAACGAGUUUUAUCGAAGAAGGACAAUGAAGAAGAAAUGUCAGGAUUGAGUUCUGAAGAGAGUUCAGAAUACGAAGAGUAUACAGAUUCUGAAGAAGAAACUGGACCUAGAUUAAAACCAGUAUUUGUAAGAAACAAAGAUAGAAUUACAGUAAUGGAACGAGAAAAAGAAGCUAUGAAACAAAAACAAGCUGAAAUUGAAAGUAGAAAAAUGGCAGAAGAACGAAAAAGACAAACAUUAAGGAUGGUUGAGGAAGCAAUUCGUAAAGAAACUCAAGGUGAAAAAAUGGUUGAUUCUAAUGAAGGUAAAAUAGAAGACGUUUGUACAGAUGAUGAAAAUGAUGAACUCGAAUAUGAAGCUUGGAAACUGCGUGAACUGAAAAGAAUAAAGCAUGAUCGUGAAGAACGUGAAGUAGUUGAAAAAGAACCUCUGGAAAUUGAAAGAAUUCGAAAUCUAACUGAAGAAGAACGCCGUCAAGAAGCUAGAUUAAAUCCGAAAGUAGUCACAAACAAAGCAGCCAAAGGAAAAUAUAAAUUUCUACAGAAAUAUUAUCAUCGUGGUGCGUUUUACUUGGAUAAAGAGGAGAAUAUAUUCAAACGAGAUUUUUCUGGUGCAACAUUGGAAGAUCAUUUUGAUAAAACAAUUUUACCUAAAGUCAUGCAAGAAAACUUUGGCCGUAGUGGAAGAACCAAAUAUACUCAUUUGGUUGAUCAAGAUACAACGCAAUUUGAUUCUUCUUGGAUAUCAGAGACUGCUCAAAAUCUUAAAUUUCAUAAUAAUCAAGCAACUGGAAUGAAACAAGUUUUUGAAAAACCAUCGCUCAAGAAAAGGAAAAACAUAAUUUAAGAAAUAAUAGUCAAAACAUUUUUAUUAUUUAUCUUUUAAAUAAAGUACAUAAUUAUUGUAAGAUA
This is a messenger RNA of Chelonus insularis, 1690 nucleotides long. Its product is annotated as microfibrillar-associated protein 1-like. Gene Ontology annotation, molecular function: RNA binding. The record is from RefSeq and is a predicted model, not a curated record. Gene Ontology annotation, biological process: mRNA splicing, via spliceosome. Lineage: Eukaryota; Metazoa; Arthropoda; Insecta; Hymenoptera; Braconidae. Gene Ontology annotation, cellular component: U2-type spliceosomal complex.